AAUUUGUGAAUUCGAGAGAAGGAAGUACUAGGAAUAAAAUAGAGCAACCGACGUUAAUUUGUAAAUGUAGAGUAGUCCACACUCUUUUCUGCAGCAGUGUGAGUUGUGAGCGAGAGAUGGCAGCAGCGGAGGGCGCUGCGCCGACUCGGAUAAUGGUGGCGGUGAACGAAUCAACUAUCAAAGGUUAUCCCCACGCUUCCAUAAGCAGCACUGGAGCUUUCCACUGGACUCUCAACAAAAUCGUUCGCACCAACACCUCUGCUUUCAAGCUUCUGUUUCUUCACGUUCAAGUCCCUGACGAAGACGGUUUUGAUGAUAUGGAUAGCAUAUUUGCCUCCCCUGAAGAUUUCAGGACGAUGAAGCGUAGAGACAAGAUUAGAGGUCUUCAUCUUUUGGAGUACUUUGUGAACCACUGUCAUGAAAUUGGGGUUGCUUGUGAAGCAUGGAUCAAGAUAGGUGAUGCCAAAGAAGUCAUCUGCCAUGAAGCGAAUCGCAUCCAGCCAGAUUUUCUUGUUCUGGGAAGCAGGGGUCUUGGACCUUUCCAGAGGGUUUUCGUGGGAACUGUGAGUGAAUUUUGUGUGAAGCAUGCUGAUUGCCCUGUGAUUGCAAUCAAGCGCAAUGCGUCUCAGACUCCUCAGGAUCCUGUUGAUGACUGAGUGAUACUACUGCUGCCAGUUGAUCAACAAUCAAUCGAGACAUAUCUUUUGUUCCAUUCAAUGUAAGUUAAUUGAUGUUGCUUUUCCCUGCUUUCCGUUUCUUGUAUCUGAUAUUGCGUUGAGUCUCGACCUGUUUACCGUUCUUCGUAUAUCAGUAUAUUCACAUUUAAGCCAGCUCGAGUGCCUUGUAAAGUAGUAGCAAUAUUUGUGAACAAUAUUCUUGUAUAUCCGUGAAGUAUUAUGUCGUUUUUUCAAUUACUUGAGAGAUCACGUUCUGGUCUCUAUGUUGAUCGAUCAA
This is a messenger RNA of Salvia miltiorrhiza (redroot sage), 954 nucleotides long. Its product is annotated as universal stress protein A-like protein. Bases 117 to 656 code for a protein of 179 amino acids. Gene Ontology annotation, molecular function: AMP binding. Lineage: Eukaryota; Viridiplantae; Streptophyta; Magnoliopsida; Lamiales; Lamiaceae. The record is from RefSeq and is a predicted model, not a curated record. The transcript has 4 exons.